CUCACAUUGAACCUCUCUCUCUCUAUCUCUCAUGUCCGUGUUUACAAGUGAAGCGUGACGUUCACGGACCGACAAGAAGACGUCUCGUAGCUCCACUUGAAGCUGUUAAUUUUCACCAGAGGCGUCCAGCAUGCAUUCACUGAAAGCUUUCCUCAGCGAGAGACUGACGGCGGCGGCGGAGGAGAUCUUUGGAGCUGUCGAAAAAACACUAGCCGAGUACAAAGAGGAGAUUUCACGCUCAAAAGAUUUGGAAAUCAGUCGCCUCAGGAUGCAGCUGAAGCUCCUCAAGUCAGAGCCACGGUUGGAUAGAUGCAUUGGAGCCCAGCUGCAGCAGCACACCCAUCACCACCAUCACCAUCCUCCUCCUCCUCCUCCCUCUCUUCCUCCUCCACAGCAGCACCAUCAGACCCUCCCUGCAGUGGAGCCUCCAGAGUCCCAGCACUGUGAGGAGGAUGAAGGCAGCAGCAUGGAGCAGGAGCACCCAGAGUCCUCACAUGUGAAGAAGGAGCAGCACAAGAGCCACAGGGAUUUCUGGAUGGGGCACGACGCGGAGCAGCUCGAGGGUCUCGAAUCAGACAUCAAAGACUUCAUCUCAUCUCCGUCCGGCCUGAGAGGCAGUCUGCAGGACCCCACCUUACCUUUCCACCCCAACCAUCACAACCACAACCACAACCACAACAACAACAACCACCACGGCGACGAGAGCAAAGAGAAGCCCUACUGCUGCUCCGUCUGUGAAAAGCGCUUCAGUAACUGCUCCCACCUCGCCGCACACAUCAGGACACACACAGGGGAGAGGCCUUACAGAUGUGAAAUAUGCAGGAAGACUUUUAUCACAACAAGCGCUCUCAACAGACACCAGACCAUCCACACCGAAGGGAAACACUUUGUGUGUAAUUACUGUGGGAAAUCCUUCAAAUGGAUGGAGUCUCUCGGCCGGCACGUGAGAAGCGUGCAUAAGAGAGAGAACAUGCCUGAAUGACUCUAAUGUCCGACAGAUUCAUGUCACUGUAUGUUAACCGUCUCUAAUCUCAAAGAAUGUAAUGUCUGUUUUCCAUGUUUAGUCGUGUGUGUAAUUGUGCAUGGACCUCCACGAGUCGUGUGUGCAUAAACACUAUGAUGUGUAAAUAAAUUGUAAAAGCACUCA
Molecule: messenger RNA, 1147 nt
Organism: Larimichthys crocea (large yellow croaker)
Lineage: Eukaryota; Metazoa; Chordata; Actinopteri; Sciaenidae
Product: zinc finger protein 436-like
Exons: 2
Coding region: 131-982 (283 amino acids)
Biological process (GO): regulation of transcription by RNA polymerase II
Molecular function (GO): DNA-binding transcription factor activity, RNA polymerase II-specific; RNA polymerase II cis-regulatory region sequence-specific DNA binding
Source: RefSeq, a predicted model, not a curated record